AUGGUAGAGUAUUUACCAACUGCAGUUCGAUACAACGACCACCUCUCGAUCCGCAUUUUUCUUACUGUUUACGACAAGUAUGUUACCACCUGGGAGGUGCUGGACCUGAUAAUGACAAUCGACAUAUUAAGUUUUCUAUCCCGCUGGUUUGAGAAAUUUCCUGAUAGUUUUUGUAAGGACCCAGACAUGGCCGUCGUCAGGCGAUUAAUGACCUACGUGAAGCUCAAUGUGUCUUCUGAAGAAGUACAGGCCCGAGCCACGGAGCUGCUCUCAGUUCUGGAGGAGGAAGAGGCCAAAAAGCUAAAGCUUGAGAAAGCUUGUGCAACAACACCAGCAGAGCCCCCAGUGCAGGAUGCCUCAGUGAUGCAAGAGAGUCUGACUGUGAGGCCAGCUUCUAAGGCAGAUCCACAGGGAGACCUGCCACCCCAAAAGGACACUGUGCUCUUGGAAACACCACCUGUGGAACCAUUUGAGCCAGAAGCUAGUCCAGUGCAGCUUCCAAGCUCAGAUCCGUCUCUGCCCACAUCAGCUGAUACACAGUCACCUAUAGAUGUGUCUGCAGAUGCGUCUGUAGAUAUGGCCUCAGAUAUGGCCGCAGAUGUGUCUGCAGAUGUGUCUGCAGUUGUGUCUGCAGAUAUGGCUGCAGAUGUGUCUGCAGAUGUGGAUGCCAAUGUUUCAGCUUUCGAGCACCUAUUUCUACAUUCUGUUGUGCAAUUAGGUGAACCAGAAUGUUUUUUCCCUCUGCCUGAGGUGGAUAUAUAG
Apodemus sylvaticus (European woodmouse) is the source of this 762-nucleotide messenger RNA. Its product is annotated as ral guanine nucleotide dissociation stimulator-like. NCBI's taxonomy places the organism in Eukaryota, Metazoa, Chordata, Mammalia, Rodentia, Muridae. The coding region runs from base 1 to 762 and encodes 253 amino acids. The transcript has 3 exons. The record is from RefSeq and is a predicted model, not a curated record.